AUGGCAACAUCUUUCUUCUCCACCUUCAAGUAUUCCGAUAGCCUAACCAUCGCCGGAAUCUCUUUCUUCACCGCCAUUGUCUGCGAAGCGAUUUCAUGGCUCUUGAUCUACCGCCGCACCUCUUACAAAUCUCUCAAAUCCACCAUCGAUAAAGCCUCUAAAAAACUCGAAACCAUGAAAACCGAUUCCACCGCUCUCAGGAAAUCCAAAACGAAAAAGAUCGAUCGAGUCGAAACCUCACUCAAAGAGUCCAGCCGAGAUUUAUCUCUCUUCAAAUUCAAAUCCGGCGCCGUCGUUGCACUGAUUCUCUUUGCUGUCUUUGGAUUCCUGAAUAGCUUGUACGAAGGGAAAGCGGUUGCAAAGCUGCCAUUUAUACCGUUAAGGAUUGUUCAGAAGAUGAGCCAUAGAGGUUUACAGGGCGACGAUCCGACGGAUUGUUCAAUGGCGUUUUUGUAUUUCUUGUGUUCGAUUAGUAUCAGAACGAAUUUGCAGAAAUUUCUAGGGUUUUCGCCACCUCGCGGAGCCGCCGGCGCCGGUCCGUUUCCGGUUCCCGAUGCAUCCAAAACCAAUUGA
Messenger RNA from Cynara cardunculus var. scolymus (artichoke), 573 nucleotides. RefSeq names its product calcium load-activated calcium channel-like. Gene Ontology annotation, cellular component: cytoplasm; endoplasmic reticulum membrane. Gene Ontology annotation, molecular function: calcium channel activity. Lineage: Eukaryota; Viridiplantae; Streptophyta; Magnoliopsida; Asterales; Asteraceae. The record is from RefSeq and is a predicted model, not a curated record. The transcript has a single exon. Gene Ontology annotation, biological process: endoplasmic reticulum calcium ion homeostasis. The coding region runs from base 1 to 573 and encodes 190 amino acids.